Trypanosoma cruzi is the source of this 1605-nucleotide messenger RNA. RefSeq names its product mucin-associated surface protein (MASP), putative. Lineage: Eukaryota; Euglenozoa; Kinetoplastea; Trypanosomatida; Trypanosomatidae. The record is from RefSeq and is a predicted model, not a curated record. The coding region runs from base 1 to 1605 and encodes 534 amino acids. The transcript has a single exon.
AUGGCGAUGAUGAUGACUGGCCGUGUGCUGCUGGUGUGUGCCCUCUGUGUGCUGUGGUGCGGUGUAUUUGGAAUUGUGGCCGACGGUGCCUGCGGUGGGGAUGCCGAUGGCAGUGCGGUUGAGUAUUCGCUCUCGCGGUGGCGCGCUCAGCUGCGGAGUGAAUGCGCGGAGGAGGUCGGCAGGAGGACAGGAGGCGGUGCGAAUGCGUCCGCCGUGGAGGAAUGCCUCCGUCAGGGGACGGACGGUGUGCGUGCCGUUGUGGAUGGCCGUAGCCGUUGGAGGCGUCAACAGUUUGCCGUGGCUGCUGCUGCUGAUGGUGAUUCUGGUGGGAAUGUUAAGGAAGAAAAAACAAAAACAUUAUCCAAAGAAUUACAUCAACAGCCGCAAGACUCGAAUGUUGCGGCUCCAGGAAUGAAUGAAUCACCGGGAAGGGCACACGAACCAUCAUCCAUUGGAGAAGGCGGAGCAGGAUCAGAGGAAUCACAAUCGUCGUUGCCUGAAGUGCCUCAUGAAAUGCAAAAUAGUCUUUUGGAAUCACAAAAAGUAUUGGGAGGAGUUGGACGAAAGGCGGAGUCAACCGUAAAUGGUCCAACUGGCCACGAGUCAGCUGCUGAUGGCUCCGGUCACAUUGAAUCACCCGAAAUUGGAGUCACUGGCGAUCCGGAAAAGGAAUCCUCUCAGAAGGGAAGUCCCAAAAUUACUGCGUCAUCGCAGGGUGCAGGGACAGGGGAAGCACCCCAACCCCCAACACGGGCUGGCGGUGGAACGCAAAAAGAUCCAGGAAUAAAAAAUCCAGAAACAGCAGAAACACCGGGAGAACAAAUAACACAAACAGCAGAGCAGGGAACACCGCAAGGGGGGCAAGUGCCCAAAGUCCAACAAAUUGUGUCAGAGCCAGCAAAUAAACAGAGCAAGGUCGAGCAAGAAGUGGAUUCAAUUACAACUCCUGUGAAUGCACCGGGUGUAACACCACAACAAGAAAAGGAAGAAGACGCCGAAAAUGAGGGAACAGCCGAUGAAGAUGAAGCGGAAGAAGAAAUUGAAACACAAGAAGACAUCGCAUGGCGACCACUCACUCCCAUUCGGAAGAAAUCAUCGCAUUCAAUAUCUUCUUUACAUGGCAGUGCUGCUUCUUUCAGUCAGGAAGAAAAACCCACCACGCAAGUCAUUUCCGAAAACCUUCCAAUUUCUGAAACUGUAUUGGAGGAAGGUGGCCGCCAACAUGGUGACACGGCAACCCCCCACAACGUCAACAGCAGUAACGCACCUUCUUCAGUUACCGAGCCUGACACCGCCACAACCACCAAGACCAUGAUAGCCACUCAUAAUGCGAGUAAUCUUAACUGGGAUGGCGUCAAGCCAUUCACGGAAGAAAAGGAGAAGAGGGAUGAGACACCCAACCUUAACAGCGCAUCAGAAGGCACAAAAAACACACCAGCCAACAGUGAAGUGCCCACAACAGCAACAGAGCACGCCAAAGAUAUAACAAACACAACACCACCUGCCGACAGUGACGGCAGCACCGCGGUCUCCCACACCACCUCCCCUCUUUUGCUUCUUGUUGUUGUUGCGUGUGCGGCUGCUGCUGCGGUGGUGGCCGCGUGA